AUGUCGGUGGCUUCGGUUCAGCCAGUAGCGGCUCAGCCAGUGAGUCAGAUCGCAGCAGUGCAGCCGUUGGGUCAGAUUGCACCGGCGCCGCGGGGUUACUCUUCAGUGGAGACUGGCGGGACUAGUCAGACCGGGCAGAUCACAGGGACCUUGUUAGUGGGCGGUUUUGAGUCCCACGUUUUAUUCGACUCUGGAGCAUCGAAUUGCUUCAUUACACCGGAGCGUGCCGAGAAGAGUGGCAUCCGGAGUAGCGCGGGCGAGAGCGCGGGCAUGGUCAAGGUGGCGGGAGGUGGAUUCUUGUCUACUUUGGGCCGUGCUAGAGGAGUCGAGAUCGAGAUUGCGGGGCAGUCAAUGCCAGCAGACUUAGUCAUCAGUCCGGUGGAGCUGUAUGACGUUAUUCUCGGGAUGGACUGGUUGUCACACUACAGAGUUCAUCUGGAUUGCUACAGAGGUAGAGUGGUCUUCGAGCGAGAUGCAGGGAGGUUGGUUUAUCAGGGAGUGAGACCGACUUCCGGGAGUAUUGUGAUAUCUGCUAUUCAGGCCGAGCAGUUGUUAGAGCGGGGCUGUGAGGCGUAUCUGGCGACGAUUUCUAUGUCUGAGUCAGGAGCUGGAGUUGUUAUGGGAGAUAUUGAGGUUGUCCAGGAUUUUGAGGAUGUCUUUCAGUCACUGAAGGGAUUACCACCAUCUCGGUCUGAUCCUUUCACGAUUGAGUUAGAGCCGGGGACAGCACCGAUAUCGAAGACGCCUUACAGGAUGGCGCCAGCUGAGUUGGCAGAGCUGAAGAAGCAGAUAGAGGACCUUUUGUCUAAGGGGUUCAUUCGACCGAGUGUUUCACCGUGGGGAGCACCGGUGUUGUUUGUGAAGAAGAAGGAUGGAGUUUCAGACUUUGUAUCGAUUACAGAGAUUGACUUGGCAUCGGGGUAUCAUCAGAUCCCGAUAGAUGAGGCAGAUGUCAGGAAGACUGCUUUCAGGACGCGUUAUGGGCAUUUUGAGUUUGUGGUUAUGCCUUUCGGUUUGACUAACGCGCCGGCAGCCUUCAUGAGAUUGAUGAACGACGUGUUCAGGGAGUAUUUGGACGUGUUCGUCAUCAUUUUCAUUGAUGAUAUUCUGGUAUACUCGAGGAGUCAGGAGGAGCAUGCGACUCACUUGAGGUUGGUUCUGGAGAAGCUUCGGGAGCAGAAGCUUUUUGCUAAGUUGAGCAAGUGCAGUUUCUGGCAGCGAGAGAUGGGAUUUCUUGGCCACAUUGUUUCUGCAGAGGGAGUUUCUGUGGAUCCGGCUAAGAUUGAGGCUAUCAGAGAUUGGCCUAGACCUAGUAGUGCCACCGAGAUCAGGAGUUUUCUGGCUGAGUGUGAGGAGAGCUUUAGUCAGCUCAAGGAGAUGUUGACUACUACACCAGUGUUGGCGUUACCCGAGCCAGGGAAGCCUUACAUGGUGUAUACAGAUGCUUCAGGCAUUGGUCUUGGUUGUGUGCUGAUGCAGGAGGGCAGAGUGAUAGCAUAUGCUUCGAGACAGUGGCAGGGCAGUGAGCGUAACCGUCCUACACAUGACUUAGAGUUGGGAGCAGUGAUCUUCGCGUUGAAGAUUUGGAGGUCUUACUUGCUAGGUGAGACAGUACAGGUGAGCAUUAACUACCAUCCGGGCAAGGCUAACCUAGUGGCGGACGCGUUGAGUAGACGGAGGUAUGAUUCCGCAGUUGAGCGAGAUGUGGAGUCUCUAGUUGGCGAGAUCAGUACCUUGCGUUUGUGUGCCAUUUCGCAGGAGCCUUUGGGUUUAGAGGCAGUGGAUCAGGCGGAUCUACUUAGCAGGAUCAGAGUUGCUCAGCAGAGUGAUCAGAGUUUGCUGGAUGCGACGAGAGUGACUGGUUCUGAGUAUGAGGUCUCUGCGAAUGGGACUAUCUUGGUUCGUGGGCGAGUUUGUGUGCCUAAGGAUGUGGAGUUGAGACAUCAGAUUUUGGGAGAGGCUCAUUCGCGAGCAAGUUUUCCAUUCAUCCAGGGCGACCAAGAUGUACCAUGA
This is a messenger RNA of Microthlaspi erraticum, 2013 nucleotides long. The record is from the annotation of a GenBank genome assembly. Lineage: Eukaryota; Viridiplantae; Streptophyta; Magnoliopsida; Brassicales; Brassicaceae.